AUGAUCGACAUCUCCCUUGAUGUGAGACAGGUUUCACGGGACCUGACCUCGAGAUGGCAAAGGUACGGCACAAGGUUUGAGUACAUGUGGCGCUCGUUCAGCCCGGAAGAUCGCACCGAGAUACUAAACGUUGCCAAUCCAACACUGGUAGGACAAGAACUAGAUUUCGCCCCGCACUGGGACAACGAGAACAUGGCCGAGGACCCCAGCGUCCUCGUCAAUAUACUCAGGCAUAGAGCGACCGCGACGCUCCCCGAACAGGCCUUCGAGAGCUCCGUCAACGGCCCGAGCGACCUCGAAGUCAUCAAGGAGUCCCAACAAUACAUCGACUGGGGGCUCCCACGCGGGAAUGCGUAUGUUGCCUUCUGCGAAGGGGAGAAGUACGGCGUCCCGCACAAGGCGGCGGACCAGAAGACGGUGGCAGCCGCCCUGCUGCCGCCCGGCAAGGAACACCUGUGCGUCCCCGUGAUCUACGGGGAUCUGGUCCUCCUGAGGCAGGCAUUCAUCAUUGGGAGAAUCGGCACCGCUUUCAUGCUCGUCUGGGACUGCGACCCGGAGGAGCAACCGGGCCCUUGGAUACCUGCCAACCCGGAAGAAAGCGCUGCGCGCUUGAGGGAGGCCCUGCAGCUGCAAGAGCCGGCGGGCGACGCAGUUGACGACUCCGCUCUUAACAUGGCACGCAGGAACAAGGGGAUCGUGGGCGCCCAGUGGGGUUCCCUCGGCGUGGCAACCAGGGUGCUGAAGGAGAGGGUCAUCCACUAUUUCAGCAGCCUGCCCGAUCAGGUCCUCAACGAAGACCGCGUGACGAACAACACAGUCGUGGACAAAGACCUUAUCACCUGCGUCUACGACGUCGUGAACGAUGUGGCCAGACACCACGCGUUGUGGACGUACCUCGUCGCCGUCAUGCCGGAGGCGGCGGAGGAGGAGGAGGGCGGCCCGGGCCGCGCCGUCAUCCUCCAGGAGAUGGCGCAUGUGUGCCACAUGGGCUUCCAGCGCGCCCAGAGCCUCCUCAAGAGAUUCCUGCAGAAGAGGUUGGAGAUUAAAGAGGGCGAAAAAGCCCUGUUCGUGAAGCGGUGCGGCGAAUACGACGUCGACGGCAACACCCUGGUGACGCUGGCCGUCAGCAUGGACAAGCUGGACAAAGUCAAGCCGCGCAUCGAUCCUUCGAUACGGCACAUCGUACGGCUCUGCCAGCCCGAGACCACGGCCGAAGCAGCUUUCGAGUGGCUCCAGAAGCUGAAAGACGAAUGCGAGAUUGACACGGAGGGAUUGGGGCAACUGAAAGCUUGGGAGGCGGACGCGCUCGCGGACCUGGCCACGAUGCUCACGUUCAUCGAGAAGCUGACGGACGAGGCGGCCCUCCCGCCCGUGAACGGGAAGAAGCGGGUGAAGGGUCUCUUCGUCUCCAAGUGCCAGCAGAUAGACAAAGACCUCUGGGCCCUGAGGGACAAGGUCGACCUCACCCUGUUCGCCGUGCCGCCGGCCAGGUUGGGGAAGCCCGAGGUCGCGGCCGGCGCUCUGGACACCAUCAGCAAUGUCUGCAGGCAGAAGACGGGGUCCAGCCUCGAGGGAAACUACGACAAGGCCGUCAGGGAGAGCGUUUCGGAGCUGAGGAGACGGUGCGCGCAGGCGCAGGCUAAGCAGCAGAAGGGAAAGGCCGCGGCCGCGGCCCCAGCCGGCCCAAGUCUGUUCAUCGACAAGGCGCAGGGAAAACGUGACGAGGAUGAGCAGCAGCAGGAGCGGAAAGAAAAGGUCAAGACCCGGCCUGCGGAGGGGGCGGAGGCGGAGCUAGUUCCGCCGGCUCCGCCCACCCCGCCACCACCGGCGCAGGCCCCCGAGCCGGAGAAGAUCAAAGUCACGGCGGCCACGGCGGACGUGUUUGAGGCGCUGUUCGACCGGACGCUGAACCGGCGGCCGAUCGCUUUCACGGCGCUCGAGUCGGCGAUGGCCGAGCUGGGCUUCACGGUCGACUCGCACGGCGGCGUCGGCUCGUCGACCAAGUUCGUGCCCCCGAAGGGGUCGGGCUGGCGGCCUGUCACGCUCCACCGCCCUCACGGGAACGCGAACAAGCUCGAAGGGUAUCGUCUGUUGACGGCAGCCUCGCGAUUCAGAGAGCAUUUUGGGUGGGAUGCAGAGACGUUUGAGGUCGUCUAG
Colletotrichum graminicola M1.001 is the source of this 2157-nucleotide messenger RNA. RefSeq lists its product as uncharacterized. Bases 1 to 2157 code for a protein of 718 amino acids. The transcript has a single exon. NCBI's taxonomy places the organism in Eukaryota, Fungi, Ascomycota, Sordariomycetes, Glomerellales, Glomerellaceae. The record is from RefSeq and is a predicted model, not a curated record.